This is a messenger RNA of Raphanus sativus (radish), 1709 nucleotides long. RefSeq names its product putative pentatricopeptide repeat-containing protein At3g15200. The transcript has a single exon. Gene Ontology annotation, molecular function: protein binding. The coding region runs from base 64 to 1632 and encodes 522 amino acids. The record is from RefSeq and is a predicted model, not a curated record. NCBI's taxonomy places the organism in Eukaryota, Viridiplantae, Streptophyta, Magnoliopsida, Brassicales, Brassicaceae.
GAAAAAUCGAAACAUAGAGAGCGUUUGUGUUCAAAAAAAAAAAAAAGAGAGAGUUUGUGAAUAAUGAGAGGGAAAUAUAAAACCGAAAUCUUGUUCCAGCUACACAAUGCUCUACGCCGGCGCCGGAUUUCCACUUCCACAUCCUCCGUCGCUCUUCUCCGUCUCUUUCCUCCGGAGAAACCGAUUCAUAACAACAACAACAUCACCACCGUCUCUGGGUUUCGUUUCCUGGGUGUUAACCAAUCCCUUCACACUCUUCCCGACAGAAACUCCACCGGACACGACAAGCAAUCUGCUGUCGAUGUUCACAACGUCCUAAAGAACCACCGCGGAAGCUCACCCGAAGAAAUCGAGCGGAUUCUCGAUAAGUGCGGGAUCGUGUUAACCGAAGGGUUGGUUUUGGAAGUGGUGAACCGGAACCGGUCUGAUUGGAAACCAGCUUACGCACUUUCUCGACUGAUCCUUAAGAAAUCGAUUGAGCUAACUAGCGCAUCAGUGCACAACGAGAUUCUCGACGUUCUUGGGAAAAUGAGGCGCUUCGAAGAGUUCCACCAAGUGUUCGACGAAAUGCCCGAGAGAGAUGAGAAGACGUAUGAAGUUUUGCUAAACCGAUACGCUGCUGCUCAUAGAGUAGACGAAGCUGUUAAGGUGUACGAGAGGAGGAGAGAGUUUGGGAUAGAGGAUGAAUCGGUUGCGUUUCGUGGGUUGUUGAUGUGGCUGUGUAGGUAUAAGCAUGUUGAGUUUGCGGAGACUUUGUUCUGUUCUCGUGGAAGAGAGUUUGAUAUCAAAACUAUGAACAUUGUUCUCAACGGGUGGUGUGUAUUGGGGAACGUCCAUGAAGCCAAGAGGUUUUGGAAAGAUAUCGUUGCUUCUAAAUGCAGGCCGGAUGUUGUUAGUUACGGGACGAUGAUCAAUGCCUUGGCGAAGAAAGGGAAAGUAGGAAAGGCUAUGGAGCUGUACAGGGGAAUGUGGGAGACAGGAAGAGACCCGGAUGUUAAAAUCUGCAAUAACGUUAUUGAUGCGUUGUGUUUCAAGAAGAGGAUACCUGAGGCUCUUGGAGUAUUCAAGGAGAUGAGUGAGAAAGGUUGUUCUCCGAACGUUGUGACUUAUAACUCGCUUUUGAAGCAUCUCUGCAAGCUGAGGAGAACAGAGAAAGUUUGGGAGCUAGUGGAAGAGAUGGAAGAUAAAGGUGGGAGUUGUUCGCCUAACGAUGUGACUUUCGGUUACUUGGUUAAGUAUUCGCAGAGGCCUGAAGAUGUUGAGGCGGUUUUGGAGAGGAUGAGGAGGAACAUGUGUGAGAUGACGAGUGACUUGUACAAUUUGAUGUUUAGGCUGUAUGUGCAAUGGGGAGAAGAAGAGAAGGCAAGGGAGAUAUGGAAUGAGAUGGAGAGAAGUGGGUUAGGACCAGACCAAAGAACGUAUACUGUUAGGAUCCAUGGUCUGCACACGAAGGGGAAAAUAGGAGAAGCGUUGUUUAUUUAUCGAGAAAUGAUGUCAAGAGGAAUGGUGCCAGAGCCAAGAACUGAGAUCUUACUAAACCAGGUCAAGGCCAAGCCAAAAGAAGAAGAAGACAACAAGCUGAGGCUCAACAGUACAGAAGAAGAAACUGAAGUCGAAAUGAAUUAUACAUGAAAUAAACAUAUUUGAUUUUGAAAGCAAUUUUCACAUCUUUUUCAAUAUGAUCUCUUAUAAGAAAAACGAAUUUUCCA